This is a messenger RNA of Priceomyces carsonii, 2397 nucleotides long. RefSeq lists its product as uncharacterized. The transcript has a single exon. Gene Ontology annotation, cellular component: cytoplasm; plasma membrane; division septum. Gene Ontology annotation, biological process: small GTPase-mediated signal transduction. Gene Ontology annotation, molecular function: GTPase activator activity. The coding region runs from base 1 to 2397 and encodes 798 amino acids. The record is from RefSeq and is a predicted model, not a curated record. NCBI's taxonomy places the organism in Eukaryota, Fungi, Ascomycota, Pichiomycetes, Serinales, Debaryomycetaceae.
AUGUCAUUUUCUGAGAGCUUUUGGACCCAUGACUAUAAGCUGGGAGUGAGGGUUCUCUUUGACAAGUUACAACAAGGAAUUCAGGAAAACGAUGACUUUAUUCAGAUGUUCAAUAAGAGAGUAGACCUGGAGUACCUGUAUGGAAUGCAGCUAAUGUCUAUAGAAGAGCAAAUGAUUAAGAACAAUAAGAGAUAUCAGAGUGAUAAUGACUAUGUAUCCACUGUUAGAAAUGGGUUCAAACAGUUAAAUGAGAACUUCUCAACCCAAGGUAGCAUUCACUUACAAAUAGGGCUGGAUCUCAAGGAAUUUAUAGUUGAGCCAUUCAGUAACUGGUGUGAAGAACAUUCUAAAAGAGUCAAGUUCUCGGAGACGUCUGUAAUGACCAACUACCAACUGUUUCACUCGGGGAAACUGAAUCUUGAAAAAAUAAGGAAAAGGUAUUUCAAUAAGUGUCGUCUCUUGGAAGAAUUCAAAGCACAUUAUUCCGAAGAAGAGUUGCAUGCUGAGGAGCUAGAAGAAGAUAUUGAUAACCUGGAGCUAUCCACAGAAGAAUUUACCAUUAACGGUAAAGUGUAUGAUUACAAGACCAUCAAGAACUUGCUUACCAAAAUAUUAACCUCUAUAGAAUUGGUUUCUCACAAGGUACCAAUACUAGGUACCUAUUCAAAUUGCUCUUCCGGAUCUACUAUAACACAGUGGCUUUUGGACAACAUGCCAGACCUACACAAUAACUUGAAAUCAGCGGAAGACUUUUGCCAAGGUCUAAUUGAUAAUGGAUUUAUCAAAAUGAUUGGAUCUAUGAAUAAUAAGAGCUUCAUAAACAGCUCCAAGUACUUUUACCAAUGGAAACCUAUAGUAUUCGAAAUCACCAAACUAAACUAUGAAUUGAACUUUCAGUUAGCGGACUAUUUUGAAGACGUAAAACAAGUGAUUGGAGUUAACUCGGUAAAUUUCAACGAUAAAUCUCAAUUAGGUAAAUUAGCACAAGAAAUCAAUCAGCUAGAUAACCAAUAUUAUUUGAAGACGAUUGAAUUGGACAAAACUAGAUGUGAAUUGGAGGAAAGUAUAUUUGAUCAUUUGACUUUCAUGGAGAAAUGUGAGUUAGAUAGGUUGAAAGCGAUUAAAAAGGUUAUAUAUGAUUAUGUUACCUUUUACUUCAAAAACUUCAAUCAAGUUAAUAAUACGCUUAAUAAUCUAUCCGUUCUAGAAGAAACUAUAAAUCCCAUUAAUGAUUUAAAAUUUUUAGUUGAAAACUAUCAAACUGGAAAAUUUAAUCCACAGGUAAUACUUUAUGAUAAUUAUUAUAAAUCAAAUAUUAACCAAAACUUUGGUAUUGAUUUAAACUCCAAAUCAAGACUAGACAAAAAAGUUAUACCGCUUCUCAUCCAAUGUCUUUUGCUGAAACUUGAUGAGUCUUAUCCCAAUUUGGAUGAUGAUAAAGAAAGAGUUGAUUUGUGGGUAAAGCCGGUAAAUUUGACGAAGAUCCACGAAAUUAGGCAUAAAGUAAAUAAUAUUAAUGAUCCCAAAAAGUUAGAAGAAGCACUUGAAGGAGCAGAGCCCAUUUUACUUUCUAAUUUAUUGAAACUUUAUUUGAUGGAGCUUCCCGAUUCUGUCAUAUCAAGCAAUCUCUUUGAUCUCAUCAAGUCAUUGUAUCAGCUAAAUGCAGAUGACUCCAAGUCAAGGCUAAAAGGUUUAAAGAAUGUCUUGGCUAAUUUGCCCAAGCCCAGUCUUGCGACUUUGGAUGCUAUAUUGACUCAUCUUUUAAGGUUAGUUAAAAUAAUCAGUCAAAAGAAUGAGUCUUUGGCAAUCGACUUCAAAACGAAAUUAGCGUCGGAAUUUGGCUUAUUGAUAUUAAGACCUAAAGAUUCUACGGAAAAUGAGAAUGAUAGCAACGUUCUUAAUAAUUACGACCUUAAGUUGGUCAAGAAGCUUCAAACUCGUCUCAUCAAUGAUUUGCUUGACAACAAAGAAAUAAUAUUUGAAGAAUUGAGAAGGAAUAACUCUAGGGACCAUCAUCAUAGCAGAGUAGACAAUGAGGAUAAUACGAAGGAAGAGAGAACUGAUUCUAAAGAUAAGAAGUCAUCGAAAAAAGCUAGUUCAUUACGCCUGAGUAGUAGCAGCCCUCAGCGUGAACCGUCUACUCCAAAGAGUUCGUCUUCCACCAGUUCAUUGAAAAGAUCAACAUCCCCGAGCAAAAAGAAACUUAACACAAUACUAGAUCCCAAUAAAGUUAGGUCAAGUAAAGGAUCACUGCAUCCAAAGCUCAAAAAUACGGACAACAACAACGAAAUAAGUGAAGAUUCAGACCUGAAAUCGGUACUGUCAAAGUUAGACACUCGAAGUGCGAGUGAGAAAGGGAGCCUGAAGGAUAAGGAAAAUAUUAUUUUGGUUGACUAG